Messenger RNA from Trichosurus vulpecula (common brushtail), 1620 nucleotides. It is a transcript of the gene THPO, whose product is annotated as thrombopoietin. The transcript has 6 exons. NCBI's taxonomy places the organism in Eukaryota, Metazoa, Chordata, Mammalia, Diprotodontia, Phalangeridae. Gene Ontology annotation, biological process: cell population proliferation; positive regulation of ERK1 and ERK2 cascade; thrombopoietin-mediated signaling pathway. Gene Ontology annotation, cellular component: extracellular region. Gene Ontology annotation, molecular function: cytokine activity; hormone activity. Bases 248 to 1336 code for a protein of 362 amino acids. The record is from RefSeq and is a predicted model, not a curated record.
GCAAGUGACCCUACUGCUCUGGAAGGGCUGGGCCCCAGAACCCUGGUCCCCCUGCUGUGCCAUCUUCAAAGCACCUGGAUUCUUGGGCUCUUCCCCACCUGCUUGGAGCUGGUUAGGAAGCCAGACCCCAGGCCGUCUCCCCCAGGCGCCAGCAGUCCACUACGCCCAGCCGCCUCCAUGGCCUCAGGCAGAGCCCAGGGCAGAAGGCCCCACACAGGGAGCCACCCCAGCAGCCGGCCUGCUCAGCAUGGAGCUGACUGAGCUGCUUGUUGCGGUCAUGUUUCUCCUCACGUCAAGAUUAACCCUCACCCUGACCAGCCCCGCUCCCAUCUGUGACCCCAGACUCUUCAACAAGCUGCUCCGAGAUUCUGCUGCCUUACACAGCAGACUGAGUCAAUGCUCCGACCUCGGUCCUCUGCCUAUUCCUGUCCUGCUGCCCGCCGUGGACUUCAGCCUUCGGGAAUGGAGAGCAAAGACGGAGCAGACCAAGGGGCAGGAGGUCCUCGGAGCUGUGACCUUAUUGCUGGAAGGUGUGAUUGCGGCCCGAAGACAGCUGAGCCCCAGCUGCCUCUCCUCCCUGCUCGGGCAGCUCUCGGCCCAGACACGCAUCCUCCUUGGAGCUCUGCAAGGCCUCCUGGGAAGCCCGUCUCUCCCAAAGGGCCAGACUGCAGUUCACAGAGAGCCCACAGCCAUCUUCCUGAGCUUUCAGCAGCUCCUCCGAGGAAAGGUGCGUUUCCUGCUACAUGCACUAAGACCCAUCCUCUGCGCCAAGCAGGACCAGAUGGCCACAGCAGCCCCAGGCAGUGGCUCUGUACCCUCCAUCAGGACAACCUCUGGGUUCAAAGACAAGACCCCUGCAUCACUGGAAAGGGGCCCUGGGAGCUCAGCCAGAGCUACAGAAGCUCCCAAGAGAAUGUUCAGACGCCUGAACAGAAUUCCUGGAUUGCUGAACCACACGGCCAGCCCCCUGGACGAAGCCCCUGCACACUGGAACAUGACUCUUGGGCCGUCAAACAGUACCCAUGGUAUCUCUCCUGUAACCCCAGGCAAUACUCUGGGAAACUUGAACAAGCCCCCUGGAGCUCUCGAUACAACCUUCCAAUCACCCAUUCCCUUACCUGGACUGAUUACUCCCCCAAGCAUUCCUCCUACUGGACACCAUGUGCUCUCUUCUCCCUCACCCACCCUGAGCCCCACACCAGGGCCUCACAUCCCUUCUACUUCCCCCUCAGCCACAAGCCCAGGUAACUCUUUUACCAUCUGCUGCCUUCACUCCCAAGAUAAGACUAAGGACAUGCAGGACAUUCAGGGCACCCCUACUUCAUUCCCUACCUAAGUUCCACAGUCUGAAAAGAAGGUCCUCCUGGGAGGUAGCCAGGAUACCCAUGACAGCCACCCAACCUCAGCCCUGGCCUGCUCCAAUGUUGGUGUCCAAGCCCCACAGCCCAGCCCUGCUGAACUCUCAGGAGCCCAAGGGCUGGCAACAAGGACUGGGAGGCCUCUCCAUGAUCCCUCCUGGAAGCCUUCUCAUGCCAGACAGAUGGAAAGGGAACAUUUUUCACUGUAUAACUUCAGAAAAUAUUUUUUUUAAGCAGAUAAAUAAUAUGUCAGAAAAGCUGA